AGGCCUAUGAUGCGGUUCCUCGGGGCCCUAGUAAUGCUCUGCAGUGCCCCCGUGGCACUGUGCCAGCUCUCUAACCCUCCAGGAGUGAGGGCCAGGGCAUCAGAGGAUCUGCCCAGGACGACCUUCAUUCACAGAGCCGUGAUGGAUCAGUGGGGGUCCUACGUUAUGCUCUGGUCACCUCUGGUGGAUAAGAUCGUCAUCGAAGUACAGGUGGCCACUAACGGUUACGUCGGAUUCGGCUUCUCUCCCACAGGCAGCAUGAAAGGCUCCGACGUCGUCCUUGCCUGGGUAGACUCGUCCAAUAUCCUUCACUUUCAGGACCGUUAUGCCUUCGCGUACUUAACGCCAUCUAUUGACAGUUCUCAAGACUAUCAGUUGCUUGGUGGAUAUCAAAACGCCAGUCACACUGUCGUCCGGUUUUCCAGGCCCUGGACAACUUGCGAUAACCAACAUGACUUCCAGCUGUCGGGCGACACAGUGAGAGUGAUCUGGGCUUACGACGAUGAAGACCCACACAGCCAGGACAGGAUACCGAGACACAGUCACCAGGGAACAAGGAGCCUUUAUCUCAGGGAACCCCAGCCUCAGAAUCUGCCAGCGAAUCCCGAAGUCCUGUACUGGGAUGUGCUUUCGCCUAAGGUUUCCCUACCAGACAACCUUCGAACGCUUUACUGGUGCAAACUUUAUAAGAUACCAGAUCUCGCAAGCAAAACUCAUGUUAUAGGGUAUCAGCCAGCCAUCCAGUCGGGAAAUGAGCAACACGUCCACCACAUGUUACUCUACGAAUGUCACCUGGAUAAUUCUCACCAUUACUUGGACAAAUUCGUCGAAGCGCCCGGCGCCCAGUGCUACGAUCGAAAUAUGCCCUUCUCGUGGUCGGCGUGUAACACUCCCAUUGUGGCAUGGGCGGUCGGCUCGGAAGGUGAAAUGUAUCCAGAGCACGCAGGUGUUCCAUUGGGAGAGGAACACGGAGGAGCCACUUACUUCAUGCUGGAAAUACACUACGACAAUCCUAACCUCAGGAAAGGUGUGACAGACAACUCUGGAGUUCGAGUCCAUUACACCCACAAGUUACGUCAGUACGAUGCUGGUAUCCUUACAUUGGGUCACAUCGUGUCUCCGACGCACAUUAUUCCCCCGGGCCAGAAGUGGCAGACAGUUGCACAUUGCACCGAUGCCUGCACUGCUAAGUCGUUACCACCUGAGGGCAUCAAAGUGUUCCAAGGUUUCCUUCAUGGUCAUCUCAUCGCGUCUUCCAUUUCGAUACAACAAAUACGAAGGGGACGGGAGCUCCCCGUUGUCUUCAAAGAUAUGAGUUACGACUUCAACUAUCAACAAGCGAGGGUCCUCGAUGAAGAAAUGGAGAUUUUACCAGGUGAUUCACUCGUGGUUAAGUGCGGAUACGACUCCUCGAAAAGACAACUCCCAACCUUUGGAGGCUUUAGCACAGAGGAUGAAAUGUGCCUGGCCUUUUUGAUGUACUACCCGCGAGUUAACCUCUCUGGCUGUUACUCCAAGCCAGAUAUGGCUCUCGUCUUCGAUACUUUCGGCAUUGAAAAUCUAUACAAUAAUGAUAUGUCUAUUUUUAACGAUCAGAGUUUCAGCGAAGCUUACAUUAGCGAAGAAGAUGAAAACAGUGACCUGUCUAACAUGCUCACUGAGGGCAAUAAUAAACCUCAAAAUAUUCAUCUUGGCGAUAUAUAUCACUACGUAGUCGUAAAAUCGCCACAAAAAUAUUACAAUAGAACAUUUUAUGACAUACUUUAUGAUGAAAACACGUGGAAGGACAUGCGUUUAAUAUCGGCAUUGCAGGACAGGAUCAGCUUUGGUCAACAUGAGCCUACUUGUGAGAACCAUGGGCGCAUAUUGAUUGAAGGAUUGCCUAGGAAAAUAAAGUUUCCAGACUUCAUUUCUGUUCAGCCACUGAAGCAGGAGUGCACAUCUCCCAGUCUUGACACUGAUGUUGAACUAUUUAAACCUGAAAUUCAGUCAGAUAGUCCCAGAACAACAGUCAAGCCCAAGAUAAACAAGGAACAUAAUAAAGAUGAUGAUGCAAUAUCUACACAAGCUCCAAAGAGACCACAGCCUACAGUACCAGCAAGACCACCUGAAGAGAAUGAGAUUGAGCAGGAUUCACUAAAACUUGGUGGGAGGGCAGGAUCAGAAGCAAUAUGCAUCACCAAAUUGGUUUUGUUUAGUUCUCUCUUUAUAACAGUUCUGAGUUUGUAUUAAUUUGUUGAAAAGAAACAAAAUUCAUGUACAUAACAUUUUUAUACUUUCUAUUUAUCAUUGAUGUUAAUGAUAAUAUAUGUAGCAUAUUUGAAUAGAUCUCAUAGAGGUAGGGAAGUAUUAGAUAGACCCUUGGCAUUCUCUUGUUCUGUACUCAUAGGUGUGCGUGCUUACAGGUUGUAAAAAUGUUUCUGUCUGCCCCCACUAAAUAUUAAAAUUAAUAAAUUUAAAAAUGCUGUAAAUGAUGAUUCACUCAAUGAUUUUGUAAAAUCCUUAUCAUGUUUUGUUAUAGAGAGUAAUGGUAUGCAUUCACAAAGCUAAAGGACCAGAGAUUUUUAAAAUUAUUUAAAGAUAAAGUUAUCUUGUGGACACGUACUGCUUGAGUACCAUGGUUCAGGUACUGUGCAAAGACAUACCAAUACAGUAUUUUGAUGAUGGUCAGUUUUAAUGAUGUAAUAUGCAAGAGCUAAUAGGAAAUUUAUUUAGAUUUAGAUGUUUCAUGCAUAUGUAAGAAGUGUGUGUGUGUGAGAUUAAAAUUAUUUGAAUGUGUAGUCUUUAGUGUAUGUAAAACACUGGAAAUACUUUCAACUUGUACUUUGAUGUACUCUAAAAUUAAGUAAAGUUUAAUGAACACUAACAUAACAGAUAUACAGAAGCCAGCAGAUUUUAUAAUACCUGUACAAGGUAUGCAAUUUGUAAAAGUACUUUGUACAAUUUGUCAAGAGUAUUUAGACAGUAUA
Molecule: messenger RNA, 2969 nt
Organism: Macrobrachium nipponense
Lineage: Eukaryota; Metazoa; Arthropoda; Malacostraca; Decapoda; Palaemonidae
Product: DBH-like monooxygenase protein 1
Exons: 16
Coding region: 7-2232 (741 amino acids)
Biological process (GO): octopamine biosynthetic process; dopamine catabolic process; norepinephrine biosynthetic process
Cellular component (GO): secretory granule membrane
Molecular function (GO): copper ion binding; dopamine beta-monooxygenase activity
Source: RefSeq, a predicted model, not a curated record